Bombus terrestris (buff-tailed bumblebee) is the source of this 12440-nucleotide messenger RNA. RefSeq names its product regulating synaptic membrane exocytosis protein 1 (gene Fife). Gene Ontology annotation, molecular function: small GTPase binding; transmembrane transporter binding. NCBI's taxonomy places the organism in Eukaryota, Metazoa, Arthropoda, Insecta, Hymenoptera, Apidae. The transcript is spliced from 23 exons. The coding region runs from base 711 to 4115 and encodes 1134 amino acids. Gene Ontology annotation, cellular component: cytoskeleton of presynaptic active zone; presynaptic membrane. Gene Ontology annotation, biological process: positive regulation of synaptic transmission; regulation of synaptic plasticity; calcium ion-regulated exocytosis of neurotransmitter. The record is from RefSeq and is a predicted model, not a curated record.
GCUGUCGCUUUUUCCAGCCACGGAGAAUCGCGUACAGGCACACCUUGUACUUAGAACUUGACACAUACCUAUAAAUACACAUAUAUACAUACGCGUACACACAGGUAUACACGUACAUCAGGUACACGCAACGCGUGAACAUACGUGUCCGCGCGCACACAUUAACCACGCAUAGACACUAAAGCCAACUACGGGAAACAGAGAGUAAAGAAAUACACUAUUUGUUAAAAAUACACGUAUCGCUACUUAAGUGGCCACGUACGUUUGUAGAAUAUACGGGAGCACGUGUAUCCAUCCGGAGGGGCAGCUGAACGCGAGAGCGCGGCUGAAAGAACGCACGCAUUUCCCCGCUCGGAAGCUUCCGCAGCUUUCAAGUAACAGGUCAUUUGCAGUUCCAUUUCCCGAGGGAGAUUUUCCAUGAUACCCGGUGUAAAACAAGUCAAAGUUCAUGGGAAUGCCUUUUUGGCAAAAGGGUGAGCCAAGUGGCUCGGCAUUCUAUCGAUUUUGGUUGGAGCAAUCUUGUUUUUGGUACAUUGACAACUUAUUGUGAAACGAGGGCGAACAACAUAGCGGAUAUCUAGCACGAGAACAACUUUAUGCCGGUAACCCGAGCCGGAAACCAGAACGCCAAAGAAGGCGCAACAGGGAGCUAAAAGAAAGAGUAUUUCCUCCGUUUCUGCCUAUCGAAGACAGGCUACGCCACUACAUUCAUGAUGAUACCUGCGCACGUGGUAUCCUUCGUCAAAAAGAUGGUGACGACGCAACCAGAUUCCGGAACAACCGGAUCGGUUACGCCGGAUGAAGGCGGCACUACCUUCAGCAAAUGGAGGCAGCUGGGAAGCGGCGUGAUACGAGACGUCACAAAAUUUGGUCCCGCUAAGGUUACACCAGUUGAAGAGACACAGCCCAAGGAAGAAACGACGAUAGAAUCAACGAAGACGAAGUCGAAAACCGGGGACGAUUGCCGAGUGUGUCGGAAGUCGUUCGCGCCUGAAGAAGCCUCGAGAAUCUGCUGCGAGUGCCAACACAAAGUUUGCGAGGACUGCGCUUGCUAUUCAACGACAACGAAUUCCGACGAUCCGUCGUCCUGGCGGUGCAGCGUGUGUCGACGAAAACUCGCGUCUCGGGACCAGCCGAUCGUGACACAGGAAUCGACCGAUUCCUUACUCGAGGUGCCAGUUUUAGAGGCUCUCCAGAGGAGGCACAGCGACGCGAGACUCGGCUGUCAGAGCGGAAGUCAAAUCGGCGGUCUCGGUUCCGGACUGGCACCUCCGAGGAGCCCGGAACUCAGGAGGCAUUCGGAUGUGUCACCCGCGAGUUUAAAGGAACUCGAAAAGUUUCGAAAGGUUGCAGGAGAACGCCGCGACGAGCUGAGAUGGGAAAGGGACCUGGAUCGCAACAUCAGGUCUAGGGCGACCUCGCCGGAUCGUCACCAGGUCGAUAGGGGUAGGGCCACCAGUCCCCAGAGGGUCGCUGUCGUAGCAUCUUCCGUCGGCGGGGAGCCACCGGAUAUAUUGAAUCCGGACGAGGAGGAAGAACGUCGAAGGCAUGUACGUCGUCCAAGUAGUACAGUUCGUAGAAUGACCAGGCAAAGAUCUUACGACGACGAAAUGAAGAACGUGGCGGCUAUGUCUGGGGGCGGAGGACAACACGCUCAUCCGGAACCUGGUUUAGGGCUUCCUGUGCAACUACCGAGACGGGCAUCAGCCUACGACGUGUAUGCCACACCAGGAGCCGGUGGACUUAACGCCAUGGCCAUCGCAGCAGCUCAACAAAGAGCGUCGAUCUCAGCGCAAGGUGGUAGGAAACCAGAGGAAAGACCGACGGCUCGUAGAUCAUCGUUUCGAGCAGUGAAGCCGGUGAUGCCCUAUGAAGUUGGAGCUGAAGAUGAGAGUAUGAUGAACUUGGAAGCAUCUCCUGUGGCAGUGGUUUCGCCAAAGGUGGGGCCUCCGUCUGUUUUAGGCCCUGACGAAGAACGUCGCACCAGACGAAGGGGCUCUCAACUACCGGAUAUAAACGCGAUAAAGGGAUUGGCAUCUUCGGGUUCUUCAGGAGCUGCCAAAGUACCUCCGUCGGCUGUGAAUAGAGUCGCGGCCGAAGAUCGUGAGCUUGCUCGACAAGGAAGCCUGGUGGAUGGAGAAAGUAUCAAGAUCGUUAUCCAUCACGCGGACAAUGACAUGACGCCAUGGGUGAAUGCAAAGAGAAGGAUAAAACUGAGAAGAGAUCCAACUUUAGACAAAGGGCACAGGACCGCUGGUUUCGGCUUAAGGAUAAUCGGCGGAAAAACAGUGGCUGAUGGACGUACUUUUGCAUACGUGAUGUGGACCGUGCCAGAUGGACCAGCGGCAAAAGCUGGUGUACAACGCGGUGACAAGGUGCUUGAGUGGGGCGGAAUGUCUCUGGUAGAUCGAAGUUUCGAAGAAGUCCUUCAAAUAACAGAACGAGGCGACGAUGUGAUUGAGUUGGUGGUCGAGCACGCUGGCGACACCGGGGACCUGCCGGAGGAUUUAGCCGCUGUGCCGUCAUCGGGAAAAGGGCCGGGAAGUCUGGGACUGCUGAUGGAAGGGGAAACGGAUAAAACGCCCUCAUCACCGACGCGCAGGAAACUGCCAAAGACGCCGGAACAAAUCGCGAAAGAGAAGCAAGUGACGGGCCGGGUACAGAUUCAAGUUUCCUACGAAGCGGAUCGCAAGGAGUUGAUCGUUUCUGUUUUCAUGGCAGACGACUUGUGCCCCAGAGAAGAUACGGGAUACGGUACAUUACCGGAAGCCUAUGCUAAAUUGGUUCUAGUCCCGAUUUGUGCUGAUCAAAUUACUUUGAAAACCGCGGUCGCGGAGCCAAGUCAAAAGCCAAUUUGGAAUGCAACAUUGCUCUUCUCCGGAGUCGAUGGAGAAAGUUUGAUGAAGCGAGCAAUCGAAGUAACUCUCUGGGAUUUCUGUCCCGAUGGCGAUAACGUUUUUCUCGGCGAAUGCAGCGUUGAUUUACAGCGAGCUCUCGAAAACGAUAGAGCUGUUUGGUAUCGGCUAGAAGAUCCUCGCGGCCUUCGCGCAAGCAAAUCGCCGUACUGUUCUCCCCGUGGCUCACUUUCAAUGGAAAUUGCCCAAAGGUUACUGCGAAAGACGGAACUGCGCGAAAGAAGCUACAGUGACGAUACACAAAGCGACAGCGGAAGUCCGGAGCUCGGUUACCUUCACCCGGAUCACGCUUGGCAUGCAAAUUCUAGGAGAGGUUCCAGCCAAUCCGAACAGCUAGAAGUGGAACCGUACGAACUUAACAGAGAUUACAGUAGAUCGUUGCCCGGCAGCCGAAGAAGCAGUUUCCAAAGCCAAGGCGGCACCGACAGUAAACGCGGAAGCAUGGGAGAAGCCGAUAUGCCGAAUAUAGUGCACUACAAUCGGGAUCGACGACGGAGCUCGUUCACCAGGCCGAUGAGGGAUCCCGAAGAAAUUCUAGAAGGUCUACGAUCACUGAAAGCGGCCAAGAGGGAGCUUGGCAGGACGAUGAGUCUCACAGGAGACAAAAGGCGCGAGAGCCGGCGGGGUGAGCGCAAAGACAGCAUCAUGAAUAUUCCGGAGAGGUUUUACGAUCGCAACAGUGAAUCAGAAGAGGAAGAAAAGUGGAGUCAGCCGAUGAGAAACGAAAAUGGCGUUGACGCAAAGCUGGGUCGCGGACAGGUGCCACCAAAGGGAUUCAAGAUGAUAGCUGGAGGUCAAAAUGGCGAGGUGAAACUGGGUUUCUGCCUAAGCAAGGGAACGCUUGAACUCGAGGUUAUAUGUGCUAGAGACAUUUGCCCCGGCGAAAAAGAAGAGCCAGACACCUACGUGAAAACAUAUCUUCGAGAUGGCGAUAGGUGGCUGCAAAAACGUAAAACACGCGUAAUACGGCACUCGAGGAACCCGCAAUAUCGUCAAACUAUCAAAUACAGCAGCUGCGACGCCCUCGGGAGGAAUCUGUUGGUUAUGCUAUGGGAGAAGAAGCAGGCGUUCGAAAGUAAUCAAGGCUUAGGUGGGGCUGAAGUGAGCCUCGAUCUUCUUCCAUUGACACGGCUGACCGUCGAUUGGUAUCCCUUGUUCCCGAUUCACACUCUUGGUACCCAUACCGCGGACUCUCCAUGAUGGCUGAGGGAAAAAUGGGCCCUCGAGGCCGGAGAACUCGACCUCAGACUGAGCCUUCUGCUCAAGGACGAGAACGAGUCCGUAGUGAAAAUUAUCUCCUGAUGGAACCAAACGUUGUUUCCUUCAACGGUCUUUCUUCGUUCUAUUUUUCUCGUUCGUCUCAUCUUUAGUUACUAGUUUUUAAUUACUUCCUAACCGUAUUUUCUAAUGCAUUUUUUUCUAAUCUACGUACAGAUUGUUUCGAUGAAUUGGUACUUCGGAAUCUCGAGCUUGUCGAGCGUGUCACGGCCCGAUCCUGAACAAGUUGUUAAUGGUCAAACUAGAUUACAGUUUAUCAGGCAAGUAACAAAGAGACUAAGUGAACACGUAGGCAAGUAGCAAUGGAGUUACGCUCGCUAAUGAAAGUUCAAUGGACGAGACAAUGAGCAAUAACGAUAGCCUAAGUCGGGCAAUUAGCGAUGGGAUCAAUUUCAAUUUGUAAUAUAUCCAAGUCCAUUCCAAGACUAAAGCAGCAUUUUACGAGAUUCAAUCAUUAUCUAUCAGAGGUGACGUUUUACUUUCAUUACUUAGAAAGUAUACUUGAAUUACAGAUAUAAGGUUCGUUUCUUUUUUCUUUUUUUUUUUUUUUUUUACAAAAAUUGAUCCGAUAUUCAAAUCACUCUAGUAACAUAAUUGAUAAUAUCAUAGAUAAUCACAAUUUAACGAUCGUGCCGCCAUUGCUGCUGUAUCUCUAUUAUUAAUUUGCAAUUCGAAAAUUGGGAUUCCGUUGUACCAUAAACUAGCUAACUAGCAUAAAUUCUACAUUUCCAUUUGUGUUGUCACGCGAUCGUGAUAACAAGCUAAAAGACAAUCAAACUUUGAUCGCUUCGAUCGAUGAUUUAUCAUCGAGAUGAUUAAUACCGGAGCUAACAAUAGAAUCACGGUUUCUAACUAUUUCCUUUCAAUCGCCUUUCGUGGAUAGUCGAUUAUAAAGAAUUCGCUUCGUGUCGUUUUUACAACGACUCGAUGCAGGCAAGGCAGGGCAAAACAUUGAAGAGCAAAUCGAUAUCCUGGAGUAUCGAGUUCUCACGGCAGUAAUUUUUCACAUUCUGUGAAAUUUGUUCGCGAACAUCCACGAAGGUUCUAGCAAUAAGGGUGUACCUGUGUAAAUUUAUUCCACAGAGAGCAACUUAUGAAACGAAGAUGAAACUACAAGAAGAAAAAAACAUAAGAAAGAUUCUAUUUUUUUCAUGAAUUAUUAAAGCGUGGAACACGAGGAAGAGCGAGGAGAAGGUGCCACGUCUUAAAGAGACGAUGAGGGUCCAUUUUUCCCAUAAAUUAAGGAACGACAGAGACAUACGAGAGACGAUCGACAUCUGUCACGGAAACGCGUGCUCUGGUUGAUCCAGCUUUGGGAUUCGAUCGAGUCUCGUGGCUAACGUACGAACCGAUUUGCAUUCGGUGAAAUAAAUAUACAUGUUCACCGGCGAAUGUAUCGUUAAUACUUUUUGUUCGUGGAAGAAGCGCCUCGAUACGAAUAUCACAUACGUCCGACUAAACCAGUAAAACGGUAUUCGUUUGAAUCGACGAUUUCGUGAUUAUCGAUGAAAAUAAAUUAUACAAUACGUUUUAUUCAUACGAGUUAGAAUUUGCUUGAUCGUAAUAAAACAAGUAUAACGAAGAAAUCAAUGAAGCGAGACAAAGUAUUGCAAAUUAAAGAUCGAGACUACUUCUUCGACGUUUCAAUUAUUUAACGGUAGACAAUCGUUUUAAGGCUCGCUGGUCGAGCCGAAUACAAAGAGCAAUCGGUAAGUGGUUACCAGAACAACUUUACGGGCAACAUGAAUGGCAAUUGAACAAAAAGAAAAAAAGAAAAAAAAUACAAACUCGGUGUUUAGAAGUCAUGCAAUUUUUGUAGCUCGUAGACUGACAACAGAGAUUCCUUUAACAUUCGCGAAUUUCAUAUACGAAGUUUCCGGAACAAAGAACAAAGGAAAAAGAGCACGAUCGCGAGGGCCACUGCAAGAAUCUUAUGUAAUUUCGAUUUUACGACUUUGUCCGUGUUGCUGUCAUAGCAGAUGUAUUAAAUAUUCCAUGAAAUUUUUUCGUACCGGUUAUAUCGAAACGAUAAAUAUCAACCGCACGUUAGAUUUGUCGCAAAUUUCCAUUUGAUUCUGGUAUUGAUCGAUAGUAUUUGUAAUGGCCCUCGAGACGUUAAUCUUUAAACGUACGUUUCGUUCUUUCGCUAGGACAAUUGUUAGGUAUAAUGUCGAGGAGAAUAUUCUAAAACGGGAUACAGCGUUUUAUCGAGGAUCUGCCAGAUCUUUGAAUAAACUGUGGCGACGUUAGAAGGAAUAGAAUAAUAGAAAAAGCGAAAGAAUCGAAACGCGACACAAAGUACGGACGAUGAUUGGUCCGAAAGUAUUGCGCUUACCCCGCCCGAGCUAGAAACAGAAAUUACGCUAUUAUAUCGUCAAAUAUAAAUCAUUCGAUACAUAUUUGUGAAAAGAUACGUGCGUGAUAAAAGUACUACAAUGUCGCGUGCGCGAUACGAUACUUUUACGACAUAAUUCUAUCAAACCUAAACGUGUAUUAAUGGUACAUAGAAAUCAAUGAUUUCGCUGACCAAAUCCUAAUUACGAACGGAUAUAACCUUUAUCGUAAUGAAUUUUAUAAAAGGCACAUUGAAUUACGAUGGCCUAUCGAAUUACGGGAUUCGUUUCAUUUUGAUUAGUAAUUUAUUUACACGUGUUUUUUGAUCCGGUGGUAUAUUUCUACGCGCAGUUGAAAUGUCCUCUGUAAUUUCAGUUUAUGUAACAACAGCAAUCUGGAAAUGCAUGCUGACUCAACGCUAGAUUAUCACGAUUCGAAUAAAUUUUCAUAGACCAAUAAACGACAAGAGUAUGGACCAUUCAAACAAUUUCGAACACGAUAAAGGUUAAAAUCUGUUAAGGCCCCAAUAUUACGAGUUACUAUUAUCUUGGAUGAUGACCUUCUCCCAGCGAUAAACGGGCAAUCGUUCCGAAAGAGAUGAAAAAGCGAAGUGAUUAUUCCGCGUUAACGUAAAGUUCUGUCUUGAGAACACCAGCCGGCUAUCUCUGAUCUAACCUGACUUGUACCUCAUUUCUAUCGAUCACUUCUGAGUCCCUCCGAAACCCUUAUCUAAAGCAAAAAUCUUUACUACCUAUACGUAUCGUUAAUAACGAUUCAAUUCUAGGACUCGACCUGCAACGUCUUUUAGCGACUUAACGUCGUCUUGGAAACUCUAGUCUCGUUCUUUCGAAGGCAAAAAUGAGGCAACGAUUCUUGAUGGCCUAUAGAAUAAUCUCAAAACGUGCAGCACAAAGUCGAUUCAUUGGUGUAAAAGUCUUUAAAAAAAAAGACAUUCACAUAUACACACGCGCACACGCACACACGCACAUAUAUAUACAAACACGAAACGAACGAAAAGAAACGAAUGUUUAGAGGUAGAAGAGCAACACACGAGCAGAUUGUUUGACAAACGCAAAAUCUGAUCGGCCUACAAACAUAUCCUAACGUUUCUUUAAGAGUACAUUAGGCACGAGGAUACUUUCGACGAGAGCUCUCGAGUCGAAUAAUCGAUGCGUAAUAGUCGCCACGUUGACAAGCGUUCCUCGAAAACAUCCUCGUCCGAUGUUAAUCGCACGGACAAUCCUGUUGAACGAAUGCAAUCAUCUAAAACUGUAGACGAAAGGUUUUUCCUUUCUAAAUGGCUAAGCACGCCGUAGACUCAUUUUCUACUAAAUCGUCGAUGCGAACUAUUUAUUAAUUACCGAUUACCAUUGUGAUCGUUAGCAUCGCGAUUUCUAUAAACGCUGUCGCUGAAUUAUUUUCCUAGCAAGACUGCAUUUGUCGUCGGUGAUAUUUCACGAAGCUCUAGAUGGAUUUCGAUUGAAACGGAAUGAUACCUUCUAAUCUUCCAAAAGCUUUUCAACUCCCGUAGGAUUUAUGGAUACAGGUCGUACAACCACGCGAUUCGCUACGACCUCGUUUCGUUUCUUCAAAAGGCAUUAAAAUAUACCUAUAUAUUUUCAUCUUGAAAUUAUUUAAGCUUCUAACGAUGAGAAAAUGACGAUAUUAAAAGAGAGUACACUUCUUUUCCGCCGUCACUUUUUUCUACGAAAUAAGAGCAGCCUUCCGAUAUCGAAUAUAAAUCAAGUCUGCCCAACUUUGUGACUAUUGUAAUCGCCUAUAUAAAAGAAUACUAUAUAUAUACAUACAUAUAUAAAUAUACACGUAAUAUAGAUAUUUGAAUAUAAAAGAAAUCUAUAUAUAUACACAUAUAUAUACAUACAUAUACAUAUAUACAUACACAUAUAAGGAUAAGAAUGCUACAUGAGGAUACAUAUGCCGUAUCGAAAUUGACAAUCGAGAUCAUUGAUCCAAAUUAUGUAUGCUACGAAUCUUUUAGCAGUCUUUUAGCAGAUAUCCCAUACGUAAUUAUAAAUUAUCAAGGCACAGUCACGUGUAAGAUAAUCGUAGAGAUGUAUAGACAUAAUGUCAUCGAUAUAAUUGUAUGUAUGUACCUGCGAUAUCGUACGAUGUACAUCAACGGGAUAAUCGAUCGCGUUUGCAUAAAGGGAUAUAGUGGAAUGAGCAUUUAGGAAACAUUGCAAAUAAGCCGCUUUCGAGUCGAGGUAUAUCGUUGUCGAGUCGUGAUCGAACGUCCCGAGAAACGAAAUACAGUAAAAAUUAGGGAUUACAUCCAAGCAACAACCUCUUCCCGUACAUAUCGGUGUUGUAUGUACUUGUUCUAACGUCUAAGUGUCCAAAGACAAUCUCAUCGAUUCGCGCCUAUGCUUGCGUGGAUCAAACGUCGGGCAUGCACAUUACGCGCAGGUUAAAAUCAAAUUCCACAUGAUAUAUCACUGUGAUCGAUACGAAUAACGACAAUUAAACUAAUAAAUUAUAAUUUGCUUUUCGCCAGACUCUACAUACAUACGUGUAUACAACUGAACAUGACGUAGAUUUCGUUGAACGUUAGAGUAUCUCUAGCCCUGUCAUUGUGCACGUGCAUUUCUAUUUGAAAAACUCUUCUCGCGUAACUUUCUAUAUAGCCGAAAGAGAAAUAUGAUCUCCAAAGUAAGAAAGAUUCUAGACACUUAGCUCAAAGCUAUUACACUAUCAAAGUUUUAGCGAGUAAAAAAAUAAAGAGGCGCAGAUAAAAUAAAAUACAGAUAAAAUAAAAUUAUCCCGAAGAUAGAAUUCUCAGAUUCUUUUCUAUAAUUCGAAUGUUAGAAACUCUUAGAUAGACACGUUUCGAAUUGACUAUAGCGUUAUGAAAAGUUAGUAACUUUCGCUUCCGUUUAUUCCUUCCAAGUGUAAGGAUCAAUUCGACUAUAAUCACGCAAUUGAAUGCAAUCAUAUGAAAAGAUCUGAUUCGUUACCGUUCUUUAGUGACCGCACAGUUUCAUACAAAUUGUACAGAUACUGCUCAAUUACGGCCUAAAUCGUAAAAGAAACAGGCAAGCGAACGUGAAGUAAAUAUUUUCGACAAGUGCUUGAUCCUCGUAAACGGAUACUUUAUCGCGGGAUCGAUGAUAUCGAUCGUGCUGGCGUGCUAGCGUACUUACAUGUACACGUUUGUGCACGGACCGACGCUGUUCGUCGUUAGCAACGGAUGAUUGAUUGUGCGGCUAAUGACGAUUGGUCAGUCGCUUGUAAAGUAUAUAAUAUCACAAGACAAAUGUAAUACGACUAAUGCUUUAAAUGUCGAGUGAAAUCGAUAACUGGUGUUUAUGGAACGAAAAAGAAAUAAAAAACAUGAAUGCCAAAGGAUGACAAUAAUCAUCCAAGACCUAUAAACGUCAGUUGUUGAUACACUAGAUGACGUACAUACCUACGCGGCUAAAAUAAUAAAACUCCAACACUGAUCGAAAGUUUGUUCAAUUCUUGCAUAGUUCUACUAACGUGUGCUAUCGUUGACAUAAGUUCUUAAGGAUUGAUCAUUAUCGUUCCAAUGUGGAUGAAUUACAUGUGAAUAAUUAAACACUGGUGGUACAGUUAAAAUAGUAUACUGACUUGCGUUUAUUUUGAAAUGAUAAGAGUUAACAUUUAAAUAAUGUUAAGAUCAGUCUUUAAGUUAUCCGUUGGAUGUAUCCUAAGCUAUGCAAGGAUUAAAAGCGCCCUAAAUUUCGAGUGUCUACUUGUAAAACAUAUCUCAGCCAGUCUACUGCGUAAUUUCCGAUAUUACAUUUCUCUUUUAUAUCCCUUUAACUUUCUCCUAUAAGGCAACGCUUUUCUAACAUACUUACGGUAUAAUGCGAGCAACGUCGGAAGGGAAAAUUGUCACGUGCGAUAUGUGGUCGAGACUUCGUGAAAUUCUGAGCGGAACAAGAAGUUUCAAUGGUACUUCAUUCACGCUUAUCACCAACCUUCUUACGUGCUCAUCUAUCUAUAAAACUCGUAUUACGGAAAGCGUUCCAUUCGGAUAGUAAUGCGGAUUACGAAACUCGUAGUAGACACGCUGGGUGAGGCAUCUUUAAGAGGUAGUUUUAAGCAUAACUUAGAUGGUGUAUCGUUCUAUACAGAAAAUUUCAUGUGAUGUCCUUACGUGUUAAGUGUUGAUUGUCGCACAUGUGGAUUAGAAUCACGAUGUGCGGUAGACUUACGGGUUAAUCGAGUAACGAUAAAUCUUAGCAAUUACACGAUCGACUAUGUUCGAUUUAUUCUGUGGCGAUAGUACGUUGUGUAAGUAAGUAAAGCCGUAAUAGAAGUCCGCACAGAAGUGUCUUCGAUGUUGCGUGACACAUUAUAUUCUAUCCAGGCAGUUUCAUCAACGAAGCUAGAUUUUCCUUCUGCUAGUUUAUUUUUCUCGUUGAAAGGAAUCGUUUGCAGGUUUGACAAAAUUCGAAAUUUUGCUCGUGCGCAGACAGAAAGACGCUUCUUUGACGAUAGUACUCUCAAAAGGUUAAUCGAUUCCUCAAACUUUAAUUAAUCAUCGCACGUACAUACCUGGGCGACGAAAUCGUAUCGAAGUUGCGAUACGAUACGGGAAGACACGAUCGAAAGAUGAAAGAAUGAGAAAGUACGAGAACUCCAUUUCUUUUUUCUCAUUGAUUUAGCAAAAUGCUCGCACAAAAUUUAAUUUUCUACAGUUUCAACUGUGAAAACCGACUUUACUGUUCUAACGAUACUAAACGAUAAUGAAACGUGUGCCGACGACGAUUCAUUCUGUGCAACCUUGUUUCAAAUUUUAUCAAUUUUAUUAACCAGCGUUUAUGCUUUGCUGAUUUCUGUAGAAAUUAUGCACGCGAAUACCUUCCAGGACAGUGUGUUUCAACUAGAUCGUUGAUUCCUAUUCGUUGGUCGAGAGAACAUACGAAAGCUUCGGCUCACGAGGUCACACGAGUGUAAUCCAUAAAAAAGUAUGUGUAUAGCUGAGUCAAUAAUUCUAUUGAAUGUUACAGAUGAAAGUAUAAUAACAUUAUAAUUUUACUGAAGAGAAACGAUACAGUAGAACGACGGAAUUUUUGCGAUUCCUUUCGUUACUUGCAGUUUAAGCGUACGUAAUUUUAUCAAUGUUGCAAAUAAAACUACGAUUCCAGAGUUUAUCGAGAUAGAGAGAUACAGAGAAGUUUAUAAUGGUUCCUUCAAACUAACAAGUUAAAUAUCAGUAAUUUUAUCAGUGUUGCAGAAUGAACAAAUUAUAGUCCCAGAGUUUAUUACAGAUCGAUGCACAAUAAAUCGCAAUACACAAUGAUUCCUCGUUGAAUAUUAUAGAUUCCUCUGGCUUGAGAUACAAUAAUGGAAAAACUAUUUCAAUAUAUAAUUCCUAUAAAAAUUAUGAUUUUAUUGUAAGAGAAAUAAAUUGUAUAAUUCUAUUAAAAUGCUAUUAAAAAUGAAAAUGUAAAAACGUAUUGAAAAUUUAAAUACUUGCCCGAUAACCAAUAAUAUGUACGCGGUUGGAAAUCACUGUUCUAGGAAUAAAAGUACGAGAAACAAAGAAAGAAAACUGACAUAAUGAAGAAACGAAGAGGGAACUUUAAUAAUUCUGAUUAGGAUCGAUAAUGAAUCGAGGAUGACACGAAAAGAAAAAUACUUUGCGGAAGUCGCGUCAAAUCUUGAGUAAAGCGCGUUUCGAUGAAAGGUUGUUACGUCGCUGGUGAUUUAUUAUUGUGCGUAACAUAAUGACUGAUUUUUUGUAGUAUGUAUGGACGCAAGUAAAGCGUGUCGCGCGAGUCUUUCGAAUUUUUCGCCCAUUCCUCCUCUCGAGGAACUUUGUGGAUUUGUGUACCCCAUCCGUAACCCCAGUUGGCCUACUCCCUUAAUAAGAAAGAUGUAUAAACGGAUAUUGUACAAAUACAGAUAUGACAAAAACGAAAA